Molecule: messenger RNA, 1603 nt
Organism: Mesitornis unicolor (brown roatelo)
Lineage: Eukaryota; Metazoa; Chordata; Aves; Mesitornithiformes; Mesitornithidae
Gene: FST
Product: follistatin
Exons: 6
Coding region: 1-1008 (335 amino acids)
Biological process (GO): multicellular organism development; cell differentiation; regulation of BMP signaling pathway
Molecular function (GO): activin binding; protein binding
Source: RefSeq, a predicted model, not a curated record
AUGUUAAGUCAGAGAACCCACCCGGGCAUGCUCUUACUCCUGAUGUUUCUCUGCCACUUCAUGGAAGAUCACACAGUGCAGGCUGGGAACUGCUGGCUCCGGCAGGCGCGGAACGGGCGCUGCCAGGUCCUCUACAAAACCGACCUCAGCAAGGAGGAGUGCUGCAAGACCGGCCGUCUGACAACUUCGUGGACGGAAGAGGAUGUCAACGACAACACGCUGUUUAAGUGGAUGAUUGUUAAUGGGGGAGCCCCAAACUGCAACCCAUGCAAAGAAACGUGUGAGAACGUGGACUGUGGACCCGGGAAGAAAUGUAAAAUGAACAAGAAGAACAAACCUCGGUGUGUUUGUGCUCCGGAUUGCUCUAAUAUCACUUGGAAGGGCCCCGUGUGUGGCUUAGAUGGGAAAACCUACAAGAACGAGUGUGCCCUUCUCAAAGCCAGAUGUAAAGAACAGCCUGAACUUGAAGUCCAGUAUCAGGGCAAAUGCAAAAAGACCUGUAGGGAUGUUUUAUGCCCAGGCAGCUCCACAUGCGUGGUUGAUCAAACUAAUAAUGCCUACUGCGUGACAUGUAAUCAUGAACAGAAUCUCUGCGGGAAUGAUGGCAUAACUUAUGCUAGUGCCUGCCACCUGAGGAAAGCUACCUGCCUACUGGGCAGAUCCAUUGGAUUAGCCUACGAAGGAAAAUGCAUCAAAGCCAAAUCCUGUGAAGACAUUCAGUGCAGUGCUGGGAAAAAAUGCUUGUGGGAUUUUAAGGUUGGCAGAGGUCGGUGCGCCCUCUGCAAUGCCCCAUGCCCUGAAAGCAAGUCAGAUGAGGCAGUCUGUGCCAGCGAUAACACGACUUACCCAAAUGAGUGUGCCAUGAAAGAGGCAGCCUGCUCCAUGGGUGUGCUUCUAGAAAUAAAGCACUCUGGAUCUUGCAACUCCAUUAAUGAAGAUCCAGAGGAAGAAGAGGAAGAUGAAGACCAGGACUACAGCUUUCCUAUAUCUUCCAUUCUAGAGUGGUAAAAUGUCCAUCAUUAUUGGAACAGCCAUUGGGCACAAAAUCAAUGUCCGUACUGUAAAUAAGUGUAUGCUUAUUUAUUUUGGGAAGAAAAAAGUAUACAUAUAUUUGAGUCUGGUAGACAUUUUAUUUAUACUGUGUCAUGUUUUAUAAUUUAGACAUAAAAUGUCUAGUUGACUGUACACCUUACUUUUUGAAGAAAUUUAUUCAUUAAGGGAAGAGCAAUGUUAUUUAUUGUGAGGUCUCUUGCUUGCUAAGCUUUUCUUUUUUCUUGUAAACUAUAAAAGUCCAUUCCUUAGAGUUUACCCACAUGAUCUCAUAUCUUUGUUUCACUGAUGUUAACUAUCUUCUACUUUAACAAACUUGCAUGUCGGUUUCUGUUAUGUUUGUUUAUUGGAUUUUCUGCUUGCCCAUUCUGUACUUAAAAGAUCCCUCAUUUUUUGUUUACAAGAUAUCUUAACUGACCAAAAGGCAUUGUAACUCAAAUAUACUUCCAGGGUGCAUUGAGACAAUCUUUAAGGAAACUUCUUUCACUUUACUUUUCUCUACUUCUGAUCACAUCACAUACUGAAGUGAUCUCAAUGUGCUUAUCAUAUAUAC